AGUGGAACAGCAAUAACUAGAAAAUGGGGAAAUCUUUUAUAUGUUUGGAUUAUUUUAAGUAUCUAAAUCAUCAAAUCACUUUCUUAGUUUAGGCUAUAUAAACUCUUAAGUUACUCCAUUCUCAAACACACAAGGAAAAACAAACAAACAAAAAAAUCACCUAGCCUAAUUAUAAUCCAAAUAUUCUCAAUGGUUAGCCAAAUGAAGAAGCAAUGGCCUCAAUUUGCUUUUGCUUUGGUUUUUUUCUUGAUUGCAACUUGUACUAGGGCAUACUCACCUUAUUCUUAUGAGUCAAAAGAUUCAACAUACAAUAAAGUACCCUCAGUGCCAGAAAAGGCAUAUAAGGCGUCAUCUUUGCCAAAGAAUGACUACUACAAGAAGUCGUCAGUUCCGGAAGAUACCUAUAAGAAGGUGACAUCUGUUCCGAAGGAACAUGAAUAUGAGGUGCCAUCUUUGCCAAAGAAUGAUGACUACAAGAAGCCAUCAGUUUCAGAAGAUACCUACAAGAAGGUGUCAUCUGUUCCAAAAGAACAUGAAUAUGAGGUGCCAUCUUUGCCAAAGAAUGAUGACUACAAGAAGCCAUCAGUUCCAGAAGAUACCUACAAGAAGGUGCCAUCUGUUCCAAAGGAACAUGAAUAUGAGGUGCCAUCUUUGCCAAAGAAUGAUGACUACAAGAAGCAAUCAGUUCCAAAAGAUACGCCAAAGAAUGACUACUACAAGAAGCCACCAGUUCCAGAAGAUACACCAAAGAAUGACUACUACAAGAAGCCAUCAGUUCCAAAAGAUAUGCCAAAGAAUGACUACUACAAGAAGCCAUCAGUUUCGGAAGAUACACCAAAGAAUGACUACUACAAGAAGCCAUCAGUUCCAGAAGAUACGCCAAAGAAUGACUACUACAAGAAGCCAUCAAUUCCAGAAGAUACGCCAAAGAAUGACUACUACAAGAAGCCACCAGUUCCAGAAGAUACGCCAAAGAAUGACGACUACAAGAAGCCAUUAGUUCCAGAAGAUACCUAUAAGAAGGUCCCAUCUGUUCCAAAGGAACAUGAAUAUGAGGUGCUAUCUUUGCCAAAGAAUGGCUACUACAAGAAGCCUUCAGCUCCAGAAGAUAACUACAAAAAGGUUCCAUAUGUUCCAAAG
Molecule: messenger RNA, 1140 nt
Organism: Capsicum annuum
Lineage: Eukaryota; Viridiplantae; Streptophyta; Magnoliopsida; Solanales; Solanaceae
Product: protein PELPK1-like
Exons: 1
Source: RefSeq, a predicted model, not a curated record